Molecule: messenger RNA, 1278 nt
Organism: Knipowitschia caucasica
Lineage: Eukaryota; Metazoa; Chordata; Actinopteri; Gobiiformes; Gobiidae
Source: the annotation of a GenBank genome assembly
AUGGAGCGGGUGGGAUUUAACUGGGCCUACGGAAAACCCCGAAGAUUCACGAAGUCAGCCGAGAACCUCCUACCAGGCAUCCCCACUCCUGACACAAAAGACACUACGCAUGUCCAGGUCUUCUACAGCCGCAGAGAUGUUAAGAUGAGGCGCCUGUCUAGAAAGAAGGCCCUGAGUCUGGUGAAGGAGCUGGAUGCCUUCCCCAAAGUCUCUGAGAGUUAUGUGGAGACAACAGCCACCGGAGGAACUGUGUCCCUUUUUGCGUUUAUUGCCAUGGCCCUUUUAGCUAUUUUAGAGUUUUUUGUUUAUCGAAACACAUGGAUGAAAUAUGACUAUGAAGUCGACAAGGACUUUUCCAGCAAAUUACGAAUAAACAUUGAUAUUACUGUUGCCAUGAAAUGUCAGCAUGUUGGCGCAGACAUUUUAGACCUGGCUGAAACCAUGAUUACCUCCACUGAAUUGCAAUAUGAACCUGUGGUUUUUGACCUCAGCCCACAGCAAAGACUGUGGCAAAGUGCUUUGCUCCUUGUUCAGAGCCGACUCCGAGAAGAACAUGCUUUACAAAAUCUUGUUUACAAAUCUCUGAUCAAAGGAGACACCACUGCGCUACCUCCAAGGGAGGAUGGUGCAACAGAACCCCGGGAUUCCUGCAGGAUACAUGGAUAUGUGUAUGUGAACAAAGUUGCUGGAAACUUUCACAUUACUGUAGGAAAACCCAUUCAUCAUCCACAAGGACACGCACACAUAGCUGCAUUUGUGAGCCACGAGAUGUACAACUUUUCUCAUCGAAUCGACCAUUUAUCCUUUGGUGAGAUGAUGCCAGGCGUUCUCAAUCCUCUGGAUGGCACUGAAAAAAUUACCCCCAGCAAUAACCAGAUGUUCCAAUACUUCAUCACUGUGGUUCCUACCAAACUUCACACUCGCAAGAUAUCGACUGACACACACCAGUUUUCUGUGACUGAAAGAGAGCGAGUGAUAAACCAUGCAGCUGGAAGUCACGGCGUUUCCGGCAUCUUUGUCAAGUACGACACCAGCUCUUUGAUGGUGACCGUCAGAGAGCAGCACAUGCCACUGGGGCAGUUCCUUGUGCGACUUUGUGGUAUUGUUGGGGGCAUCUUCUCUACAACAGGGAUGCUCCAUGGACUAGUGGGCUUCUUUCUUAACAUUAUCUGCUGUCGUUUUAGGCUGGGAAUCUAUAGGGACAGCCAGCCACCUGAUAUAAACAAUGUGAAUCACCAUCAGACUCCACUGUUGGCUGACCCAGUUAUUAAAGAAUAG